AUGUCAAUGCUCGCAGGACUAUUCGCUCUCACGUUAUGCGUGAUGCGUGAAGGACUUGCAGGCAAAGCCGUUGUCCAGUCAAAUUUCGAAGACUCGCCUUCAGAGCGUGCCUCACCCACGAGGCUUGCUGAUCCAUCGGGGCCAAAAUUACUCAUGGGAAGAGGACCACCUCGUGACAUUACCAAAAACAAAGAAAAGCGCCGACAGCAGCCAGAUAGGCGCUAUGCUAGUCAUUCAAUAUCAACUGGCUCUAUUUCAAUUCCGCUUCAGUUUCCUACGUCAUGGCUUGUCGACCCAUUCAGUACAUUGCCAGGCGCCAGUGAUGUGCCUAUUAUUACUACUCGACUAGUCUUUUAUUUUCAAUCUUCAUUUACAGAUCAGGGCAGUUUCUUUGGCUUAAUGAGCAUGUGCGCUGCCCACCGAGCUGUUUUGGCUGGACAUCAUUCACAGUUCCAAGCUACUACAGCAGCCUCCCAUCGCUUUUUACACGAUGCAGAUUAUUAUGUUAUGAAAGCCAGGUGUAUUCUAACGAAGCGUUUGGCACAAUCAUUAAUCUUCUUACGGGUGCGGUAUGUAUUCCUAUUUUCUUUGCUCCGGUCGCUUCCAUGUUAUUGGCAGUGGGCUGCGUCGGGACUCAUGACCCAGCCGGUUUUCCCUUUGGCUCGGGACUUGCAACCGGUUUCAGCCAGUAUUCAAGAGCGUAUAGCGCCCUCGGAUACGUCAGAAUUACAGAGAUUGGGCGCUGCAUUCGUCUCUGACCUCCAACUCAGCUCAUGUUUGCUAAGUAUUCUCCGUGCUAUGCGUGAUAUUGUACUUUACGGCCAGGCUUGCAACCAAAACCCCGCUGUACUUUGCACUGAUGACCACGAAUUCUUUCGCAGUCUCAAUCGUGAAGUUGAGCAUAAGCUCCUUAGUUAUGUCUAUUCUGAAUCCACUACACGAGGCAGGCCAAUUUCUGAGGCAACCUCAUAUCUUGGUUCUCUGGAAGCGGUCACCAGGAUCGCUUCGAUCUGUUACCUGAACCAUUUUCUUAUUGUAUCGCCCCCGUCUUCUGGGCUGGGUCGUGCGCUCACAAGACAUUUGAAGCAAGCUCUGGCUGACUGUCCUUGGCCACCGUUAUCGAAGGAGGGUCAUGGUUUGCUCGCAUGGGUGUUAUUCAUUGGUGCUCAAAGCUCGGCAGGUCAGGUUGAACGCCCGUGGUUUGUUGAGCGUCUAUCCCGCAUCGCCCUAGUUUGUGGGUGGCACACCUGGAGGCAGAUGGCUGACGUGUUAAUUGAUUACUUUUAUCUUCCUAGUACCAACCAAGCGGACUGGGAAUCCAUCUGGAAUGAGGCCAUGGUUUGA
Messenger RNA from Aspergillus oryzae RIB40, 1344 nucleotides. RefSeq lists its product as uncharacterized. Bases 1 to 1344 code for a protein of 447 amino acids. The transcript is spliced from 5 exons. The record is from RefSeq and is a predicted model, not a curated record. Lineage: Eukaryota; Fungi; Ascomycota; Eurotiomycetes; Eurotiales; Aspergillaceae.